Molecule: messenger RNA, 3245 nt
Organism: Musa acuminata AAA Group (dessert banana)
Lineage: Eukaryota; Viridiplantae; Streptophyta; Magnoliopsida; Zingiberales; Musaceae
Product: cullin-3A-like
Exons: 2
Coding region: 200-2401 (733 amino acids)
Biological process (GO): protein ubiquitination; ubiquitin-dependent protein catabolic process
Cellular component (GO): cullin-RING ubiquitin ligase complex
Molecular function (GO): ubiquitin protein ligase binding
Source: RefSeq, a predicted model, not a curated record
CUCGUCCCCCCCUUCUCUCUCUUCCGGUUCCUUCUAACCCCUCCCAAUCUUUACGGUUGAAGCCCUAACUCGCGAUCGGGGCGGUGCCUUUUCGGUUUCCACUUGGUUUCUACGCCGGUGACCGAUCGAUUCGUCUGCCGAUUCCGUCGCUGGAUUUGGGGAAAAGGGUCGGUGCUUCCGGCCGGCUGCGGCGGCGAGGAUGAGCGCCCAGAAGAAGCGCAACUUCAAGAUCGAGGCGUUCAAGCACCGGGUCGAGCUCGACCCCAACUACGCCGAGAGGACAUGGAGGGUGUUGGAGCAUGCGAUCCACGAGAUUUACAACCACAACGCCAGCGGCCUCUCCUUCGAGGAGCUCUAUAGAAAUGCUUACAAUAUGGUGCUGCACAAAUAUGGGGAAAAGCUCUACUCUGGACUUGUGAAUACUAUGACAGGACAUCUAAAAGAAAUUGCAAGAUCAAUAGAAGCUGCUCAAGGAGGUUUCUUUUUAGAGGAGCUUAAUGUAAAAUGGGGAGACCACAACAAGGCAUUGCAGAUGAUCCGAGACAUACUGAUGUACAUGGAUAGGACAUUUGUUCCCAGUAAUCACAAGACACCCGUUCAUGAGCUUGGACUUAAUCUCUGGAGGGAUAAUAUCAUCCAUUCCAGCAAAAUCCAGACCAGGCUACUGGAUAUGCUUCUUGACCUCAUACAUAGGGAGAGAACAGGCGAGGUAAUAAAUAGAGGGUUGAUGAGGAAUAUAACAAAAAUGUUAAUGGAUCUUGGAUCUUCUGUGUAUCAAGAAGAUUUUGAGAAACCAUUUCUAGGGGUCUCAGCUAGUUUUUACAGUGUAGAAUCUCAACAACUCAUCGAGUGCUGUGAUUGUGGUGAGUACCUCAGGAAAGCUGAGAGACGUCUUAAUGAAGAGAUCGAGAGGGUCUCCCACUACUUAGAUGUCAAAAGUGAAGUGAAAAUAACUAGUGUAGUGGAGGGAGAGAUGAUUGCCAACCACAUGCAGAGGCUGGUCCACAUGGAGAAUUCUGGUCUUGUGAGUAUGCUUGUAGAUGACAAGUAUGAAGACUUAAGCAGAAUGUACAACUUAUUCCGCCGAGUUCCCGAUGGGCUUUCAACUAUUAAAGAUGUGAUGACUUCUCACCUUCGAGAAACUGGAAAGCAGUUAGUUAGCGACCCUGAGAAAUUAAAGGACCCAGUGGACUUUGUACAACAUCUUUUGGAUGAGAAGGAUAAGUAUGAUAAGAUAAUACGCAAAGCAUUCAACAAUGAUAAGACAUUCCAGAAUGCUUUGAACUCUUCAUUUGAAUACUUUAUUAACCUAAACAACAGGUCUCCUGAGUUCAUAUCACUUUAUGUUGAUGAUAAGCUUCGCAAAGGGCUCAAAGGGGUAAGUGAAGAGGAUGUGGAGGUAGUUCUGGACAAAGUGAUGAUGUUGUUUCGGUACUUGCAAGAGAAGGAUGUAUUUGAGAAAUAUUACAAACAACACUUGGCAAAGCGGCUUCUUUCAGGAAAAUCUGUUUCCGAUGAUACAGAGAGAAGUAUGAUUGUUAAGCUCAAGACAGAAUGUGGGUAUCAGUUCACUUCUAAAUUGGAAGGCAUGUUUACAGACAUGAAGACUUCCAUAGAUACUAUGCAAGGAUUCUAUUCUAGUCAGCAUUCUGAGAUUGGAGAUGGCCCCACCCUUGCUGUGCAAGUUCUUACAACUGGUUCAUGGCCAACACAGCCUAGUGCACCUUGCAACCUUCCAGCUGAAAUUCUUGUCAUAUGUGAGAAGUUCCGGACAUUUUAUCUUGGGACGCAUACUGGGCGUAGAUUGACAUGGCAAACAAAUAUGGGUACAGCUGAUAUUAAGGCAACCUUUGGCAAGGGUCAGAAGCAUGAGCUGAAUGUUUCGACAUAUCAAAUGUGUAUUCUUAUGCUAUAUAACUCCACAGAUCAGUUGACGUACAGAGAAAUAGAACAGGCUACAGAAAUCCCACCUUCUGAUCUGAAGCGUUGUCUUCAGUCUCUUGCUUGUGUCAAAGGUAAGAAUGUCCUGCGCAAGGAGCCAAUGAGCAAGGAUAUAGCUGAGGAUGAUGCUUUCUACUUCAAUGACAAAUUUAUGAGUAAGUUUUUCAAGGUGAAGAUAGGGACUGUGGCAGCACAAAAGGAGUCAGAGCCAGAGAAGCAGGAGACUCGCCAAAGAGUGGAAGAAGAUAGAAAACCACAGAUUGAAGCUGCAAUUGUGAGGAUUAUGAAAUCCCGAAGGGUAUUAGAUCAUAACACCAUUGUCACUGAGGUCACGUCACAAUUGCAAUCUCGCUUCCUGCCAAACCCGGUUAUUAUAAAAAAGCGAAUUGAGUCUCUCAUUGAACGGGAGUUUUUAGAAAGGGAUAAAGCAGACAGGAAAUUAUAUCGAUAUCUUGCUUGAAUGUCACAUGAAGUUUCCUGUGGAUGGAGGUCUUACUCUCUGAUUUCCAUAUAACUGGUAUGCAAGUUCCUGCUCAUGUAUCCCCAUGAAUUCUCUUCUAUUUCUGCCUUCUGUUAUAGCUCCCUUAUAUUUCAGUUUCACAAAAUCUUCUGAAUUCUAGUUUAUCCUAGAUUAAUUCUUCCCUUAAAUAAGUCAUGUUUUUGUAUGUUGGUUCCUUCUAUUGCUUCUCCAUUAUAUUUGCACAGGUAUAUUUGUAUGAUACAGUUAGGGCACGAUGCUUGUCUUAAUGGGGAUCAUCCGUGAAAAAAACCUGCUGGCAAUUUCAAGAGGGAAAGAUGUUCAGAUUGAAGUUGUACCUGGAAAUAUUGAGUCUUGAUUAUGCUGGUGUAUCCAAAAAUGUCCUUUGAUAGCUGGAAGGCCAUUCUACAGGUUGAAGUCUUGUACUGGAAAGACUCAGAUGCCCAUGAAGUAAUAAGUUAGGGAGAAAAAGAAACCCAGAAUUAUGGGGUUCACUGUUCAAUCCACAAAUCUGGCAAUGGAGCAAUUCGUAGCAGUUAAUUCAAGCUCGUUCAAUAUGCUUGGCAAAGCCUUUAGUCGAACCUGCCCCUUUUGAUGUCAUUCUACAUGGAAGGCCAUUCUACAGGUUUGAUCCUAAAAUUGCUGAAACCUCCUCUGAUCAAGCUUAGUCCAUCCAAAGUGAGUACCCUUGUUUAGUUAUUUUAAAUGCAUGAUUGAGCUGGAAAAUCCCUUUGAUUCUUGAUCGGAUUUUCCAUCUAAAAUUUUUGAUUUGCUAAUUCUCCAAUGUGAUUGCAAACUUGAAAUGUUAAAAGAAUUUUUUUGCAUC